This is a messenger RNA of Tripterygium wilfordii, 937 nucleotides long. Its product is annotated as GTP-binding protein SAR1A. NCBI's taxonomy places the organism in Eukaryota, Viridiplantae, Streptophyta, Magnoliopsida, Celastrales, Celastraceae. The transcript is spliced from 3 exons. The coding region runs from base 178 to 759 and encodes 193 amino acids. Gene Ontology annotation, biological process: membrane organization; endoplasmic reticulum to Golgi vesicle-mediated transport; intracellular protein transport. Gene Ontology annotation, cellular component: COPII vesicle coat; endoplasmic reticulum exit site. Gene Ontology annotation, molecular function: GTPase activity; GTP binding. The record is from RefSeq and is a predicted model, not a curated record.
CCUACUCCUCUGGGCUCUUUGACUCUCUCUCUUUUCCAGUUGCAGCGUUGGACCAAUUUACCUUUAUAAAACGAAAGAAAUGACGACACAAUCAAUCCAUAUCUGAUUCGGUCUACAGAAACACCUUUAGAUCUCUGUGUUUUGGCCUUUCAAUCAGGUGACCUUUGAGAAGAAAUCAUGUUCUUUUUCGAUUGGUUCUAUGGGAUUCUUGCAUCUUUGGGGUUAUGGCAGAAAGAGGCUAAGAUUCUCUUCUUGGGUCUCGACAAUGCUGGCAAGACCACUCUCCUUCACAUGUUGAAAGAUGAGAGACUGGUACAGCACCAACCAACGCAGCAUCCAACAUCUGAGGAGCUGAGUAUAGGUAAAAUCAAGUUCAAGGCUUUUGAUUUGGGUGGUCACCAGAUCGCUCGUCGAGUCUGGAAGGAUUACUAUGCUAAGGUGGAUGCGGUGGUUUACUUGGUGGAUGCAUACGACAAGGAAAGGUUUGCAGAAUCGAAGAAGGAGCUAGAUGCCCUUCUUUCAGAUGAAUCCCUGGCUAAUGUUCCAUUUCUGGUGUUAGGCAACAAGAUUGACAUUCCUUACGCCGCUUCAGAAGAUGAGCUUCGGUAUCAUCUAGGGCUCACCAACUUCACAACUGGCAAGGGAAAGGUGAAUCUAGUGGAAUCCAAUCUUCGACCACUCGAGGUUUUCAUGUGCAGUAUUGUUCGCAAGAUGGGAUAUGGAGACGGCUUUAAGUGGCUCUCUCAAUACAUCAAGUAGACGGAGCAAUGGGCUUGUAUUCUUUCAGGACUUUUUCCUUCAUUUUUGCAGUGCAUCGACUGUUAUUCAAUUGAAAUUUCUUGUUUGUCUUCAAUUUGUUGAACCAUCAACUGCUGUUCUAAAUUUUGAUUUUGAUUUUGAUGACACAAUUAGAUCCAAAUUGGAACUUUAAAGACUA